UGAUACUACACGAAGUCACCAAACAAAGCGCAGUAUAGUAUAAUGUCGGUUGGUACAGACUCCGACGACCUCCAAGCUCUCGCCACCGCGCAACGCCGUGAACUCAUGGCGGCGGAAGCCAUGGAAUCCGACUUCGAAUUCGCAUUCCACCUCCAACUCCAGGAAGCCUUAAACGCCUCCCUCUCCCUGCAGCCUUCCACCUCCACCGAUCUCCCGGCGAUACCGCCUGACAACAAACCGUCAUCAUCCGCCGCCGCCGCCGCCGACGGUGAAAGUCUGAGUUACACCGCCGCCCUGUCGCAGGAGCUUGUGAAAUUCCAGCAAGAGCUCGAUGACCAGAAGCUUUCGGUGACGGAGUUCAAGAAAAUCCGAGACGAUCUUCACCGUCGGAUUCACGACCAGAAGUUCGCCGAGGAGAUCAUGCGGAUUCCGGAGGAUGAGUGGGAAGAUUGGGGCGGCGACUUUGAGCGGCCGUUUGGGGAAGGGAGUUCUAAGAGUGUAAACUCGGAGGUUUUUAGGGUUUAUUUUAAAGGUUUGAUCGAAAAAUGUGGCCCGAAACACGUUUUGGGUGGGAUUGGCGUUGCAAUUUGCGAUUCCAGUGAUCAGUUGCUAUUUGAAUUGAGUAAACCGUUGCUAGGAAGUGAAUUAAAUCGACAUUGCGUCGAGUUUAAGGCCUUAAUAGAGGGUUUGAACGCUGCACUCUCCUUGGAAUUGAAGAGAGUUGUGUUCUAUUGCGAUUACCGGCCCAUACACCGUUUUGUUACAGGCCAUUGGUCACCUAAACAGCGAAAGGUUGCAGCUUUAGUGAAUCAAGUGAAUGCGUUACGGGGGAAAUUUGUAGUGUGCAACCCAUCUUUUGUGGCUCGAAACGAAAUUAAGUUUGUUUUUAAAUCUGCACGGGAAGCGUUGGAUUCUCAAGUUAAGAAACAGGCAGAGUCUACUGCUUCUAGGGCCGUGCGUGAGACUUGUGUGAUUUGCUUAGAGGAUGUGGAAGCUGUCGAGAUUUUCUCGGUUGAUGGUUGCAUGCAUCGAUAUUGCAUAUCUUGCAUGAAGCAACAUAUAGAAGUGAAAUUGCUUCAUGGGGUGUUGCCUGUGUGUCCUCACGAUGGCUGUAAUUCGGAACUGAGAAUUGAUAGCUGUAGGAAAAUUUUGACGCCUAAGCUUAUUAAUAUUUUGAACCAACGCAUCAAGGAAGCUUCGAUUCCUGAUGGAGAGAAAGUCUAUUGUCCUUAUCCCAAGUGCUCUGAACUGAUGUCGAAAAGUGAGGCUUGGGAAUACUCAAGAGGGGCCGUUGUACGCUCCAUAUUAAUAAAUGGAGCUAGGACGUGCACAAAAUGUAAGAGUCAGUUUUGUAUUAAUUGCAAAGUUCCAUGGCAUGAUAAAAUUAGUUGCAAUGAGUACAAGAGAAUGCAUCCAAGCCCCCCAGAAGAUGUGAAGCUGAAGAGUUUGGCUGCCAAGAAUCUGUGGCGACAAUGUGUGAAAUGCAACCAUAUGAUUGAACUAGCUGCCGGGUGCUACCACAUGACUUGCAGAUGUGGCUAUGAGUUUUGCUACACUUGUGGAGCUGAGUGGAAAGACAAGAAACAAACUUGCACGUGCCCUCUUUGGGAUGAGGAUUACAUCAUAGAUUCAGACGAGGAUGAUGACUUCGAGGACGAUGACUAUUAUGAUGAUAUGGAAGAUUUUGGUUCCGAGUCAGACUAUGAUGAAGUUGAUUACUGGUGACUAGUGAAGGUUACAAUUGCAUCUUAUCUCCCAUUGGGGACCUGAAUAUACUGGUAUUUGCCAAAGCUGGUGUCUUGACACAUCACAAUUUAACUCACCUUUGCUUUGGUCUGUACAUGAACUCCAAGGGAUGGUUUUGGCUUUAAUUUUUAACCUUUUUUUUGUUGGGUUUCCCAAUGUCUAACUUUUUUUGCUGCUGUGGCGUUGUGAUUUUAGAACAUUUUAUGUGUGCAGUGUCAUAACUUCAUCUGUCUGUCUGGUUAUUUUCAUAAGAUCCAUACAGGGUGGAAUUAAUGCACCACAAAUAUUGUAGCGGAA
Ipomoea triloba (trilobed morning glory) is the source of this 2043-nucleotide messenger RNA. RefSeq lists its product as uncharacterized. Gene Ontology annotation, cellular component: ubiquitin ligase complex; cytoplasm. The coding region runs from base 43 to 1725 and encodes 560 amino acids. Gene Ontology annotation, molecular function: ubiquitin conjugating enzyme binding; ubiquitin protein ligase activity; zinc ion binding. Gene Ontology annotation, biological process: protein polyubiquitination; ubiquitin-dependent protein catabolic process; positive regulation of proteasomal ubiquitin-dependent protein catabolic process. The record is from RefSeq and is a predicted model, not a curated record. The transcript has 3 exons. Lineage: Eukaryota; Viridiplantae; Streptophyta; Magnoliopsida; Solanales; Convolvulaceae.